Molecule: messenger RNA, 1838 nt
Organism: Durusdinium trenchii
Lineage: Eukaryota; Dinophyceae; Suessiales; Symbiodiniaceae
Source: the annotation of a GenBank genome assembly
CUAAGAGUAUAUAUCUGUACGAGAGGGCCUCGCAGAGGGUGCUCAGCUAUGACGAAGACUUUCCAGGACUUCCCUGGUGCCGGCUACUUGCGGCUUCGGGGCCUGCCUUUCAGCGCAGGGCCUGCGGAGGUCACUGAGUUCUUCGCGGAGUUCGGAGUGUUGGAGGACAAUGUGAUCCUGGGCACCACCGUGGAUGGACGCUCCAGUGGUGAGGCCUGGGUCCAGUUCGUAGAUACCAGCAGCGCAGAAGAAGCGAAGCGGCAGAAAGAUCGACAGCUGAUUGGUGGAAGAUACAUCGAAAUCUUUGGCUCCAGCCACGAGGACUCCUCCAAGCAAAGCCGUGGAGGCUUUGGAGGUUUUGGAGGAGGAGGUUUUGGAGGCAAAGGCAUGGGGAAGAGCAUGGGUCCCCCUUCUGGAGGACUCUCCCUAGCGCAGAGCGCCUUAAGCGCCAUGGGGAUGACUCCAAUGGCCAAGGAUACAGAAUCCUAUGCCUACGCUGCUGGUGGUGGCUCGGCCUACCUUCGGCUGAGAGGGCUUCCAUUCAGCGCAUCCACUUCGGAUGUGGCCACCUUCUUCGCGGAAUAUGGAGUGUCAGAGGAUCAAGUCAUCCUGGGAUCUGAAGGCGAGGAGUUCGAUCACGUCGUACACCGAACGAAGAGGUUGGAUCCACUUUUUGAAAUUCAAUGCAUACAUGGUCGGGGUAGACCGGAGACAGUAUGCAAGUGUAGCACUUUUGGGAUGUGUCCUUAUUCUGUGUGAUUGAAUUUCAUUGAAGCGUUGACAUGUUUUUGACCAUGAUUGUGAGGUGAGAACUAGUUCCGGUUUCUUUUUGAAGCAGCCUUGUGACAGUUCAGAAUCUUUGCGGGAGGUCAAUCUUGAAAUCUGCCCUCCCAGGGCGACGACUGGUCAACCAUACCUCUGCCAUGACGACCGAACUUCGUGACCCAUACGCUGAUCAUACCCGCUCCGAUUUCAUGAUCUCGACGGAAGCUGAGAGGAAACUAUUGCAUGGUUUCAACAUGUUUCAACUACCUUCCAUAAAUCAAGAAAUUAUAUAUAGAUCCGAUGAUUUGUUUCCAGGUUGCUUGAAUAUCGCUUGAAUAUAGGUUAAAACCAGCCGAACUCAGAGCUUAGAAGGAUGAGCGUCGCUUCUUUGCGACCAGGGAGUUUCUUCUACCACUUCGCUGUUCGCUCGAAAACUAAACCGUUCCUACCAGACCUCAGCUGCAGGGACGAACAGGACCGCCGUGGGUCAGAGCAGCUCUGUGAAUUCCGGGGUCGUCACCUCAUCACGUUUUUCCUCACAAUCCUGGAAAACUGAGCAGCGUUACAUAUCUGAGGGAGUGCAGAGGAGUCGACCGAGCCGUGUUUUGAGCCACUGGACUGGACUCCCUCAGAUUCUUUGUGGAGCGAUGUGUCCUGCAUCCCGUCGUUCGGUUUUGGAGCAAUCAGUUCCACCGAGAGAGCUUGACAGAGGUAUAUUGGUUUUCUCGGCUCGGAAGAAAGACCAGGACUUGAGAGGGAACUCUGAAAAAUGCUUCCAGGACAUAGAUUGGCAUAGAUGUUGGAGGGAUUCAGCUGGUUUCUCCAGCGGGAUCCAUCAAAUAUCUGACCGAUGGUUUGAACCCUGUUCCAUGUUUUACUUUGAAAUGACAGAUUGAAACCACCUGAUCACAUUCUAAGGGAGUGUUUGGAUCUCUCCAAAAACCCUCUCAUUCUUUCACCCCUCCUUUCCCAUGCCCAUGCUGUAUUCACCCAUUCGCUCAGGGGCGACGGGGCGGCCCUCGGGGGAAGCCUGGGUGCAAUUUCCAUCAGAGGCUUUGGCUGCGCAAGCCAAG